Neodiprion virginianus is the source of this 5983-nucleotide messenger RNA. It is a transcript of the gene sv, whose product is annotated as paired box protein Pax-8. Gene Ontology annotation, biological process: regulation of transcription by RNA polymerase II; anatomical structure development. Gene Ontology annotation, molecular function: DNA-binding transcription factor activity, RNA polymerase II-specific; RNA polymerase II cis-regulatory region sequence-specific DNA binding. The record is from RefSeq and is a predicted model, not a curated record. The transcript is spliced from 12 exons. The coding region runs from base 998 to 2896 and encodes 632 amino acids. Lineage: Eukaryota; Metazoa; Arthropoda; Insecta; Hymenoptera; Diprionidae.
GCCUCCCGCUGCACGCUUCAAGAGGUACGCAAGCCUAGGUGAUACUCUCACGGACUCUCGCCGACUACGGUCUCGUUACGCUACGCGUUUUACUACGCCCGCGUUUCGUUGCGUUGCUACGUCGCACCGCGAUCUACAGCCGACAGAUCGAUUCCUUUCGUUCGAUUUUUACCUCGUCCUUCGGGAGGCUGCGACGAAAGUGCGCGAAAGAUAGAAGAGGAAGAGGAAGAGAGAGAGAGAGAGGGAGGGAGAAAGAGAGGGAGGAUCUGACUCUUCGACUGUGACACACAUCCAACUGAGGGAAAACUCCAGUGAUCAUCGAUCCGGAAGGAUUCACUCGGUGAUCAACGACCGGUUCGGAACACACGCGCACCUCGCUUCCUUACUCACCCCCUUGUUGCGGAGAAGUGACGUCGCGGUGAAGUUUUACAGGUGGUUAUUUUCCCGCUAACUUUCGAGUAUUCCGUUCUCAGUUUCGUUACCGAUCGUUCGCCGAUCGGCGGAUGAAACCACGGACCGGCGUAUUUAAGUGGAAAAAAUGUAUCCUACCGCGGAUAUGGGGAAUAAUUAGUGCGCGAGAAUUACAAGCGGAUCAGUGUGAACUUCGGUAGAAUUCGGACAAGCCCGGUCACCGCCAGUGAACAAAACGUAAACCUCCCGAAGCAAACGGAUAUGAGAUAACGGUGUUUGAGAAGUGUCGAGGAAUACGCGACAGCGCGGGAGUGCCGAUCGCGGGGGAGGAUCGAUCGAUCGAUCCGUCGAUCCGUCGGUCCGGGCGGCCUGCAGCGAUCCCUGGAGAUUUGAACGCUUGGGAAACCUGGGCCGCGACGCUUCCAGCGGAAGUUGGACCUCCGGGGAAUUGCGGAUCUCGACUCGGGCGUCCGCGCGACGGUGAAUCGCCGGGCACACAUCCUAGGAUCCGUUGCGCGUCGGCUUUGGAUCGGAGCCUCGGAGGCAGAGGAAGGACGAAGCGGUACCAGGACCUCGGUGCACGGCUAUGAUCAGCAUGGAGCUGCCCUCGCACGCGACGCAGCACGGGGGGCUCCACCUUGGGGACUCGGCGCUGGCGUCGAUUCACCCGCACCCUCAGGACUCCCUGGGAAUGCACCACCACCAUGCCUCAGGCAAUGCAACACCCGGAGAUGACGGGAGCCACGGGAUGAACCAGGACGGCCACGGUGGAGUAAAUCAACUUGGGGGCGUUUUUGUUAACGGAAGACCUUUGCCGGACGUCGUGAGGCAGAGAAUCGUCGAGUUGGCCCACAGCGGCGUCAGACCUUGCGACAUCAGCAGGCAACUCAGGGUAUCUCACGGCUGCGUUUCGAAGAUACUGUCGAGGUACUACGAGACCGGAAGCUUCAAGGCCGGCGUGAUAGGCGGCUCGAAACCUAAGGUAGCAACGCCGCCGGUCGUCGACGCUAUCGCCAACUACAAGAGGGACAACCCGACGAUGUUCGCGUGGGAGAUCCGGGACAGGCUCCUGGCUGAGGGCAUCUGCUCCCAGGACAAUGUUCCCUCCGUCUCGUCGAUCAACCGGAUCGUGAGGAACAAGGCUGCCGAGAAGGCGAAACACGCCCACCAACAGCAGCAGGCCCAGCAGCAAGGACAACCCCAGGGUCAACCUGGGUCUGGCGGUUCCGUAUCCGUCAUCACCCACGCCCCCGCCAACGCUGCCGGACACCCUGCCGCCACUGCCCCCAACGCCUACAGCAUCAGCGGCAUCCUCGGUAUCCCGGCUCACCAUCAGGACCCCAAUGGAAAUAGCAUAAAGCGGAAACGCACCGACGACGACGAUAAUCGCGACCUGAGCGAUCACCCGGAGGACGACUUGAAGAGACAACGAAGUAGCUACAACGGAGAUCAGCUCUACUCCAACCUGUGGUCGAGUAAAUGGAGUAUCAAGGACGAGCAUAAGCUCCUCAGUGAACUUGGGGGCGGCGGAGGAGGUGGCGGAGGCGGCGGAGGUGGGGGCGGCGGCGGGGGCGGUGGGGCGAACGCCGGUGGCGGCGGUGGUCCGGGGUACUACGAACACGGGGGAUUCCCCGGGUCCGCCGUGGCCACCUCCACCGAACUCUACGACUCCCUCGGCUCCAUCGGAACGAUGACGCAGGCGCAAACACCCCAUCUUUAUACCCCGCCCAUAGGGGGUACCAUAGCAGGUGGUACCUUGACGCCCCUCGCCCCGUUGACGAUGCAGGAACUUAAAUUAAGCCAAACUCUGGACCCGGCUAACAUGUCGCCUUACCAUACCACGGGAGAGAACGGUGCCGUCGCAGUGCCGUACGUUGUCGUUGGGGCGGGCGGGGGCGAGCAGAGUCCGCCGAUAUCGCUCCACAGCGAGGCUAACGCUGCCCCUGCCGCCCCCAACACCCCCGGAGGGGACCCGGGACUGACGGUCCUUCAGCCACCAGUUUCCCAGUCCCAGGUAUCGUCGGCUAUACCGCCUUACUCCGGCAUGCUGCCGAGCUUCGGACACUACGCCACCGGCGGUGGUGACUACGCCUACAGCGCGGCGUACUCUCAGUACUCCAGCGCACCUUACAGCGGUUACGGGUACGGGACGGCGACAAGCGGGUUGCUCAAUUCGACGUACUACUACUGCAAUGGGGACACGCUGGCGUCUUCCCAUAACGCUGGGCAACAGGGAGGCGGAAGUGGGAUGGGAAUCGGUGUCGGGUGCGGCAAUAGCAACAACGGCAACAACGGCAACAACCACAACCACAACCAUAACCACAAUCACAACGCGGGUUCGGAGAGCAGCGCAGAAGUAGCGAGCCGUUCGCCGUUGGCAGCAACGAGGGCGAGCAGCGGCGCUAGCGCAGCUUCGCCAACCGGAAGCGCCUGCGUAAAACCCGAGCAUCCGAUCGCAACGCCCACGGAUUUGUACCUCGGUUGAAUCUCGUCUUUCGUCAUCGUUGUUAUCGUGACGACGAAAGUGCAGCAUUCGAUUUGUGAACUGACGCCAUAUCAUAACGGGGAGGGGGAGAGAAAACGCCGACGAGGGGCUUGCCGAAAGUUUGAUGAGGGUGCAAAGGGAAGGGGGAAAUCAUGACCACUGAUCUCUUAUUCUACGGACGUAGUAUGUCUGAUGACGAAUGACGUUAUUGCGACGAGUUUCGCGGUUCAAUUACAACGUACGACGAUGCAAUGUCAUCCGAUUGUUGCAACACGCGGAGAAAUUGUAGAUAAAUAUACCAAACCUUCACCCUGAGUGAAAGUAUCGAAUCGAGAAUAAUCGUAUAAUUGGACCUGAAUGAUAAUCGUGAGCGGACGGUGACGCUUUUAGCGUUCGUUGAAAUAUUUCCUUUUCUGGUUGCAACGUUGCACGUGGAAUACGUCUGUCGUGUACUGUAUGUAUAUAAUGUGCGAAUCGGGGUGAAAGGCGAGCCGAUACCAUCAUCGUCUCUGAAAUUCGAUUAGUGAAAGAACAAUAUUAUACACGCAGGUAUAUUCCGGUGACCCGCGAGCAGCUGCCGCAGCUUUUAGAUAGUUUAAUUUUUAUCCUUAAUUAACUGAUUAAUCAUUAAUUCCUAUAACAUAGAGCGUAAUUUUUAUGCAAUCAUUUUUCCAAUCACACCGAACAUACCUAUUUAUACACACUGAGAUACAUGCUAUCCUUAUUAUGACUAUGAUUAUGAUUAUGAUUAUUAUUGUAUUAAAUUAUAACUUGAAUAAGUUGCGUUAACGUGCGCAGAUGUGAUUAUAACGUCUCCCCGGUACGUACUAAUUAAAACCCACGUAAUCUUUUGUUAUUUGUAUGAUAUCUAUAAUUAAUUAUAAUAAUCGCGAUUUGAUUGAGAUUUAUUUAUUUCUAUUUUAUUUCAAUUUUGUUUUCUUUCUUUUUAAAUUUUCUUCUCUGUUCAAAUUAUAACGACACAUUUUUAUUGUAAUUACAUCUAUUCGUCAUUAUUAUCGUACUUUUAAGAAUAUAUUAUAUAUACAUGAAUAUAUAUAUAUAUAUAUACAUAUAUAUAUAUAUAUAUUUUGUAGAAACCAAAGACCACGAAGUCGUGUUCGACAGGCAGAGUUUACAGCGACUUUAAUUACGCGAUUCUUAUUAUUAAAACUAUAUUAUUAUUUUUAUAUUAUACUUAUCUGCGCAGGUUAUUAUAGGCAUAUACACACGUAUAAAUAUACGGAGAGUCCUUCUUGAAAGGACCCGCUCGACAAUUGCUACUCGUCUAGUUUAUAAGCGUGGCCAACUUCGUAAAAAUGUUACCAGCAUGGUAGGCAGAGUCACCGACGCGUAGUGUCGAUUCUAGGGAAUUUGUUCUUACCAGCAAAGGUUUGCUUCAGGCUUCGAGCACGGAUGUCAGCCAAUCAAGAUUAAGGAAGUUGGAUCGCGCGCGCUACGAACAGAUCCUUUCAAGAAGAACUCUCGGUAUAUGUUAUCAUCACGAUUAUAUCAUACAUAAUUGUUGUAAAUAAAAUUUAUUAUACACGGUGAUGCGUGCACGACGUUUUUCAAUAUUAUAGUAUACACAUAAAUGUACCUAUAUAUGCAUGCAUAUAAAAAUUGUAUGAAUAGCUCGAAUUGUAUGAGAAUAAAUGGAUUAUUUUUCUUUCGUAAGGAAGACAGUUUAUGUCAAAUAACAGCUAAAAUAAAGCUGUCGAGGGAUAUAACACCUGCAGAUGACAAAGUCGCAAGUUGAUGAGAACAAACAACAAUAAUAAACAAUGAGUGUAUUGAAAAUCGACUAAAUUUCAACUCUUUGACAGCACCUAUAUGUUAUGUACAUGUAUAUAGGUAUAUAUAUAUAUACAUACAUCUAAAAGCCGGUACGUCACCGUGUUUUUAUUAUUAUUGUCAUAGAUAUACAUAUAUACAAAUCCUAUGUCUAAACCGACUUUCGUUUAAUUUGAAAUAAAUAAAUUUAAAAAAAAAAAAAAAAAUAAACACGACUGCGACAGCAAGAAACUAAAGAAAAACGAACAAGACUAAAAUUUUCGCCAAUCGAAGGUCGCUGUGUGUCUUUCUCGAUUAAUCUAUAGUAUAUUUGUAACGACUAUACCUCGCGCGCGUUACCCUAUUUUUCUUUCACGUGGUACAUCUCUGAAAGAAUUUUGACUACCCCGUUUUGCACGCCCAUUUUCGGUUCGCCAGUCGGAAAUGGCCGUCGUGUCUCGCCGCGGAAUCGCCUUUACAGUUUCCCGAUGUCCAUACAGGGGCAGAAAAGCUAGCCGGAAAUUUUUUUUUUUCCGAAAUGAAACUGAAAGAAAGUAUAGCACCAUACACUCGUAGGUAUGCUAAACGACGUACCGUAUGCGAUGAUCGUUCUGAUUAUCACGUUCUUAAUCAUAAUAUUAUACAAAUGCUUAUAUAUAAUAUUAUAUUACUGUACGAUAAUUACAUUUUAUUUUCUGUACACUAGUAGGUAUAUAUGAUACGAUAUAUCACCACCUAUGUAAGAUAGAUUACAUAAAUUGUAACUAGUGAAAAUCAACCUCUAUACAAUAGAAUGUAAAAUAAAUUGAUAUAAGUAUAUAUCAAUAUAUUUGUAUAAAUAUAUGUAUAUACAUAUACUUUACAGGUAUAUAUAUAAAAUAAUGUAAUACUGCACUUGAUGAUAUGUCAAAAUGACGAUAUUCAAAAUCCAAUUCGUGGUAAUUUUAAUAAUAAUUAUUAUUAUUCUUCUAAAUUUCCGCGUCGAACAUUUUACGAAAAUCAGGAAGAAACCAAAAAACUUGAAUAAUAAUAAUAAGAGUAAUAACGUAUUCACCAUUAACUCGAAGACAGAAUCGCAUAACAAUGUCGUGUCACGUUUGAUUUCCGCGAUCCUCGAGAAAACAGAGUCUGAUCGCGAUCUGUAAUAAUAAUUAUUAUUAUCAAAUUAGCGUAUUUAAUUAUGAUCUUAUACGUGCAUAUUUCACCCAUAAUUUAAACACGACCAUUAUCUAUUACUUGCUACGAUUUAUCCACAAAUGUACGUACUUUUCAUUGUUGAAGCUACUUUAUGAAUAUUAUUAAUUUUUUUUUUCAUUA